Molecule: messenger RNA, 1032 nt
Organism: Fusarium vanettenii 77-13-4
Lineage: Eukaryota; Fungi; Ascomycota; Sordariomycetes; Hypocreales; Nectriaceae
Exons: 3
Coding region: 1-1032 (343 amino acids)
Cellular component (GO): peroxisomal membrane
Molecular function (GO): FAD transmembrane transporter activity; ATP transmembrane transporter activity; AMP transmembrane transporter activity
Source: RefSeq, a predicted model, not a curated record
AUGUCCGACAACGCCGACAAGGAGACGACCCCCCAGGUCGAGAUACCUGAAAAGGUCGAGAUCACGCCCGCAAGGGUUGUUGUCACUGAGAAGGCGCCCAUCCCUCAGAACGACAAUGUCGCCCACGCCCUCGCCGGCGCUGGUGGUGGUCUUUUGUCCAUGAUCCUGACGUACCCACUCAUCACCCUCUCCACGCGCGCCCAGGUCGAAUCCAAGAAGGCCGAGAGCAAGUUCAGCGAGGCUGUUGGCAACAUCAUCGCCCGUGAGGGUAUCUCGGGCCUCUACUCCGGUAUUAACUCGGCCCUCUUCGGCAUCAGCAUCACCAACUUUGUCUACUACUACUGGUAUGAAUGGACCCGCACCUUCUUUGAGAAGGCGGCUGCCAAGGCCGGCCGCGCCGGCGCGAAGCUUACCACGGUCGAGUCCAUGAUCGCCGGAGCCAUCGCCGGGUCGGCCACCGUCAUCAUCACCAACCCCAUCUGGGUUGUCAACACCCGCGUCACCACCCGCCAGCAGGAGAAGAAGAAGGACGACGUCGAGGCCGGUGCCGAGGCCAAGCCUUCCAAGCCCCCCAGCACCAUCGGUACUCUGCUGCAGCUCCUCAAGAACGAGGGCCCCCAGGCACUCUUUGCCGGUGUCAUUCCGGCCCUGGUCCUCGUCAUCAACCCCAUUCUUCAGUACACUCUCUUUGAGCAGCUGAAGAACACGGUGGAGAAGCGCCGCAAGGUUACCCCUACUAUCGCCUUCUUCCUUGGUGCUCUAGGCAAGCUGUUUGCGACCACCAUCACCUACCCUUACAUCACUGUCAAGAGUCAGAUGCACGUUCAGAGCGAGGGCAAGAAGGAGGGCUCUUUUGCCGCUCUCCGUCGCAUUGUGAGCGAGAGUGGUUACUCUGGUCUCUACAGAGGCAUUGGCCCCAAGGUCACCCAGAGCGUGCUGACUGCUGCCCUGCUCUUCGCCUUCAAGGAUGUGCUAUAUGAGCAGACCGUCCGACUUCGCAUGGCUGGGGCUCGACGACGUGUUGCGGCUUAA